This is a messenger RNA of Bemisia tabaci, 2447 nucleotides long. Its product is annotated as cytidine deaminase. Gene Ontology annotation, cellular component: cytosol. Gene Ontology annotation, molecular function: zinc ion binding; cytidine deaminase activity. NCBI's taxonomy places the organism in Eukaryota, Metazoa, Arthropoda, Insecta, Hemiptera, Aleyrodidae. The record is from RefSeq and is a predicted model, not a curated record.
UUAUCAGCGUACCUUUGUCUCUGACCUACACCUACACCUAUUAGUCACUUAUUCGCAUUUCACAAUCGCUGAAGCUGCUGAAACAAAUGGUUUCAGUUUUCUUUCGUCUUUUGUCAUUUUUGUUCAUCCUUUUGUAAGCUUCAGUCCGAACGUGAAUGAUCGUCCGAGUUGUUUUCUUUAUUAAUCAUCGAUAAUUGAUAAAAUACUUCGCUAUGAGCAAAGCUUUGCUCACCUUCUGAUUCUGAAGUGCAUCAGCCUUUUUCGGUUCACAAGUCUAAUUGUUUAAAAUUUAUGAAUCCCACCUUGGCUUAACCCUGCACCUUCGUUUAUUUUGUUAUCUUGUCUUAUUGAAAAUGUCUUCUGAUAACAGUACAUGUAAAAUCGUCCCUAUGCAAGAUUUAGAGGCAGAUGUCCAAGAUUUGUGCCGUUUAAGUAUUGAAGCAAGAAAAGCGUCUUACAGUCCCUACAGUCAGUUUGCAGUUGGAGCAGCUUUAAGAUGUACUAAUGGAAAACUUUACACAGGAUGCAAUGUUGAAAACGCUUCCUACAGUAUUGGAAUCUGUGCUGAGCGAACAGCUAUAGUGAAAGCUGUCAGUGAUUCCUUCCAGAAGUUUACUGCCAUAGCUGUUUCUGCUGUUCUGAGAAAUGAGUUUGUAUCUCCUUGUGGUGCAUGCAGACAGUUUAUAUCAGAAUUUGCGAAAGAGAGAAACAUUGAUGUUUAUCUAGUCAAUCCUGAAUUAAAUAAUGUCUGUGUUACCUCAAUUAGUCAGUUGUUACCACUUAGUUUUCAAUUUUGAUACAAACACAUGAAUACUAUUUUAUAUCAGAAUUUGCGAAAGAGAGAAACAUUGAUGUUUAUCCAGUCAAUCCUGAAUUAAAUAAUGUCUGUGUUACUUCAAUUUGCCAGUUGUUACCACUUAGUUUUAAAUUUUGAUACAAACACAUGAAUACUUAAGUCUUUAGAAACAAAGCGGUGUCUACUUUGUGGCUUUCAGAACUUUUAAGCUGCUAACAAUGGCUUGUCAAUGAAUUAGGUUGCUGCAUUAUGUUAGCAAAUAUGGUUUUAAACGUGAUAGAGUUCUUAUUCAAUCUUAUUCUAAAAAUGUUUGUAUAAAACCUUUUCGGCUCUAAUUGGCAUAAAACCGACAAAUUUUGAAAAUAAAAUAAAUAAAUAAAACCCAAAAGUUCACCAAAAAGGAAAGCGAGUGAAAUUAAAAGAUUUUGAGUUUGAACUCAAUCACUGUAUUAAGAUUUUUGAAGUUGCACAGAGUUUCACAAAAUAUCCAGAAAGAGUCUAGAGUUCCUUGUAAGAUUUAAAGAUGCACAAAACAGAGCACAGAGUUAAAGAUGUAGCACUGAAUUUGGGAAUUCACGCAAACUUGUGGUCUGAGAGAUGUUAGAAGACCAAAAUUAAACUCACGUGGGUCUAGGGUCUAAGAGAUGUUGAUAACACCUCGAAAAGUAGGCAGCACAUGCUUAUAGCCUUACUGACAAUAUUACUUGUGAUUGGCUGGCUAUAAUUUAUGUAGCUAUCAGCUGUAAGUUUGGUAAUUAAAUUUGAGGGUUCAUAAAAAAGAUAGUUGGAGGAUAAUAGAAAAGAAACGAAAUUUUGAAGAAAAAGAGAUGAAUCCAGCCAACCUUUAUAAAUGAAUAAAAGUAAAGAAUGUUUUUAAGAAACAUAUUUGAAAAUGUUGACAUGGCUCCUAUCUGUUUCAAUGUAAAAAUCAAGCCAAGAGUUGGCUUAAUGAUGACAAUACCUGAUUCAUGUCUCCUGAACUUCAAUGGAUACACAAGGAUCAUUCAGGAUGUAUCAAAAUGCCAGCACCAGUUUUUUUUCCAAUUUGUCUUUAUUAUUGAAAAAAAUUAUUUUAGUGAAUUAUUUUAUGUGCAAUAAUUAAGUUGGGAAUUUCCAAUAAAAAAUGUGAAAUUUAUGCUUUUAGAUUUCUCCUUGAUUUCUGCUUGGAGGGCUCAUUUUCAUUGACAUAUUAAGUAUUUUGUAUUUAACUGUAGCUUUACCUACACUAAUAAAUGAAUUAUUUUUUGGUACUAACACUUUGAAGCUUUAAAAUUCAAGAGGCAAAAAAAAAUUGCUUGCUUUUUUUUUCAACCUAGUAACACAUGAUUGGAAAGUAAAUGGGAACAAACAAAGUUUUAAUUUUUUUAAAUCUCCUACCUCAAUUCUGUAAUUUACUGCCUGAGACUUGAGACCCCUCAGUUUUCUUUUAUAAUAAGCCAAGGAUUGUUGAAAUUAUGUGUUUGUGAACUGUAAAAGCCAAAAUGGAGUUAUGUGAUUGGUCGCAAUUGUUUUUCGUCCUCUUUGUCAUACCUAGGUCAUGUAAACUCUGAACCCUAUGUCUAUUGCUUUGAAUAUGUACUUUUGUUUAAAAUGAAGACUUUUCUUUUGGUUCUUUGUCAAAAAAUAAAUAAAAAAAAAUGCAUCAAAAGUC